AUGUUAACUAUGUCUACGCUAAUGAUGCCAGCUGCAACCAUGACAACCAUGACUAACGCCGGACCGAUACCGGUUGCGGCCGCAACCAAAUUGGAACCAAAAUUGCUGCAACUACCCCACCCUGCGCUGAUGCCGCAAAUACAACAGCAACCACAACACCACCACCAGCAUCCCCAUGGAAAUAACAAUAAGCUUGAACACUAUCACAUCUUCGUUGGUGACCUGAGUCCUGAGAUAGAAACGCAAAACCUUCGUGAUGCCUUCGCGCCAUUUGGAGAGAUAUCGGACUGCCGAGUGGUGCGAGAUCCGCAGACUCUAAAAUCUAAGGGAUACGGUUUCGUCUCGUUUUUAAAGAAAUCAGAAGCCGAGUCCGCAAUAACUGCGAUGAAUGGCCAGUGGCUGGGGUCGCGAUCUAUCAGAACCAAUUGGGCUACGAGGAAGCCGCCUGCGCCGAAAAAUGAAUUAAACUCGAAGCCACUGACGUUUGAUGAGGUCUACAACCAGAGCUCACCAACAAACUGCACGGUCUACUGCGGUGGUCUGACCACAGGCCUGACUGAGGAGCUGAUGCAGAAGACCUUCCAACCGUUUGGGACUAUUCAGGAGAUCAGAGUUUUUAAGGACAAAGGAUAUGCUUUCAUCAGAUUCUCAACGAAAGAAAGUGCGACGCACGCCAUCGUCGCCGUUCACAACACUGAUGUUAACGGGCAACCAGUGAAGUGUUCCUGGGGGAAGGAGUCAGGAGACCCCAAUAACGCACAAACUCAAGGACAGUUGAGUGGCACAGCGUACAGCCCAUUCGGAGCAUACACCGGGGGAGUUCCCCCUGCGUCCUACUGGUACAACACCUACCCUCAACAGUUGGGGGGUUUCCUGCAAGGAGUUCAAGGGGUCCAGGGGUAUUCUUACGCUGGUCAGUUUGCGGGAUACCAACAACAGUAUAUGGGGAUGGGAGGAGUUCAGCUCCCUUGGGCUUUGGGGGGUGGUGUAGGUGGUGUGGGGGGUGUUGGGGGUGUCGCUGCUAUGUCCCAACCCCCUCAGGUCCUGCACUACCCGGUCCAACAUUUUCAGGUUCAACCGAUCGGAGAGGAUGAAUGGCUGGCCCCGAGUUUGCUCGUG
Brenthis ino (lesser marbled fritillary) is the source of this 1119-nucleotide messenger RNA. The record is from the annotation of a GenBank genome assembly. NCBI's taxonomy places the organism in Eukaryota, Metazoa, Arthropoda, Insecta, Lepidoptera, Nymphalidae.